AUGGUGGACCAAGCGGUUCCCGCGGAGCGUGGAGAAGGUCCCGCAGGUCAGAUGUGCUUGGAGGUCAAAGCACCGGGGAAGGAAGAGCACUGCCCGAAUGCAAGCCCGAAGAUCAUGCAGGCAGCACUCAGAAGCAGUGUUGAACAGCGUGAACGUGAGAUCUCCUUGACAGACUCGGGGCCACCAGUGGACACGAGCCUCACCUUGUCCAAGUUAUCGGACUGCACCGUGGCCGAUCUCCACGAUUUGGUGGUGGAGUCCAUCGGCCAGGACAUCGAGCAAGUCACUGGAGAGCCGGGUGAUGUUGCCUUAGACGAGCGACUGGCAUAUGGAAAUGCGGCGUUGACCUUCCAGGAUGUGAGCUUUCGGAUGAAGGACCCACAAAAUCAAGAGGAGAAGAUCAUUUUGGUACCUUGUUCUGGACACUUCGAGCCCGGGACUUUGGUCGCUUUAAUGGGUCCAAGUGGCAGUGGGAAGACCACCUUGCUGGACAUCUUAGCGGACAAGAAGACGUCCCCUUAUGAAGGCAAAGUCCAUAUGAACGGGCGACCGCGGGACUGCCUCUUCCCACGCCUCACGAGCUAUGUGCCCCAGGAUGACAUCAUGUUCCCCAACGUGACGGUGAAGGAGCAGGUGAUGUUCCACACGGUCUUGAAGACCGAAGUGCCCUAUGCCGUGUCAAAGGCUAUGAUCUCCAAGGCCACGGAGCUUCGCUUGCGCGCUGUCGGGCUGGAAGGGGUCCAGCACGAGUACAUUGGCAGCGACACCAACCGCGGGAUUUCAGGCGGCCAGCGAAGGCGCGUGAGCCUCGCCUGCGGCUUGGCCACGGGCGCGCAGAUCUUCUUCUGCGACGAGCCAACCAGCGGGUUGAGUGCUACCGACGCCGAGCAAUGUGUGCGCUACAUGCGUUUGCUAUGCAAGAAGUACAACGUCACCAUCAUUUUGGCGAUUCAUCAGCCGCGACAGGAGGUGGCCGUUCUCUUUGAUCACUUGCUCCUGCUCACCGCCAAUCCUGGGGACUUGGUCUACAACGGCCGCAUGAGAGAUGCCGCAGAGUAUUGGAGCAAUGCUGGCUUUCCAGUGCCCACCUUGGUCUCGCCCACGGACUACUUCCUGGAUUUGGUGACCCCUGGCGGCGAGGACUCGCAAGCGCAGCACUUCCUGGAUUACUUCAGUAGAACGGCCAAGCCGGAGAUCGAGAGUCAAGUCAACGUGGAGCUGAAUUAUGAGAGGCCGACCUCAUGGCAGCUACUCAAUGAUCGACGAGAGAUCCUCACCAGGUAUGGAGACAUGCCUCCACUCCGAAAGAGCGUCUAUGGCGUCCGCUUCCGGACCCAACUUCUCAAAGUCUUUUGCCGGCAGCUCCGGCUACUGGUUCGGGAUCAACAAGGUCUUAUCACUGACAUCUUGGUGGCCAUUGUGCAAGGCUUACUGGUGGGGAGUGCUAACAUUGGCAUCGGCAACUUCAGCGGCUACAACCAGGCGGGUUUCUUCUUCAUGCUCAUCAUGACUUGCGCACUGAGUGGCAUCAAGGUCAUGCCCAAGGCACUCAGCGAGCGAACGGUGAUGAAGAUGGAAGUUUCAGAGGUUCUCUACAACGACUGGGCCUACAUCCUGUCCUUCACCUUUCUGAAUGGCAUCGUCUCGGUCCUGUCCAAUUCGAUUUUUGUCCUGGUGGUCUUCAUCCUCAGCAAGCUCCAGUGGGAGGUCUUCCCAGCCGUUUUGCUGUGGAACAGUGUGAUUUUUGUGGCCAUGGACAGCCUUUACGGCAUGGUUGCUGCGAUGGCCAAGGAUGCCAGCAGUGCGCAGAUUAUUUUGACGCCCUUCCUCACCUUGGCCAUGCUCUUCAACGGCUUUACCGUCUCAAGGAAGUCGGUGCCAGCCUUUAUGCUUUGGGCCUUGGAGAUGUCUCCGGUGUCGCACACGCUGGAGGAAUUGACCUAUAGCAUCCAACGCACGACUGAUAGCAUGGAGCUCCAGAUCGUCAUUGACCAAUUCGGUUAUGAGAGCUCGAUCAAGGGCGCGAUCAUCGCGGCUGCUUCGUGGUUUUUCGUUUGCCGUUUGGUGCAGGCCGAGAGAGAACCAGAGAAACCCAUGGCCGCAAGUGUCGGGCCUUCAUCUCGCACACUCAUCACCCCAGAGAUCCACAGCAUUGUGCAGCUCCAUUACUACUUCGAAGACCAGCACAAUGUCCUACUCCUCUUGGAAUACGCCAAUGGCGGUUCCUUGUUUUCCUUACUCAGGAGUUCAGGACAACUUGCUGAAGCGGACGCUGCAAGGUAUUUCGUGGAUGUGGCACUGGCCCUUUGCCACUUGCAUAGCCACACCAUUGUGCACCGUGAUCUGAAGCCGGAGAACAUCUUGAUGUGCGGCACAUCGCCCAUGAAGGCCAAGUUGGCGGACUUCGGAUGGUGUGCAGAGCUCCAAAAGGACGCGCGGACGACCUUCUGCGGUACCUGGGACUACCUCUCGCCGGAGAUGGUUGAGAACCAGCCGCACGACAGUGGCGUCGAUAUUUGGGCGAUAGGCAUCUUGCUGUUCGAGAUGCUCACCGGACGAGCCCCGUUUGCCGCCAGCAGUCAAGUAAAAGUGGUGAACAGGAUCAUCAACGUGGACUUGCAGGUGCCGUCGUCGGUACCGCCCUUGGCGGCGGACCUCAUGCAGAAACUCAUCAAGCGCCUUCCCCAUGAGCGCCUGGGGUUGAAGGACGCCUUGAAGAGCCCUUGGGUCUUGCUGCAUGCUCCGACCAGCUCAUUUGAUCUGACUCAGACCUACGAGGGCCUCAAGGGGCUGGAAGCGGAGAAGAGGAUGCCUGAGCGUGGAGCCAAGGAGCUACAGGUGGACUCACCCAGGCGCAGAACCGAGGCAUCCGGCAAGACCGAGGUCUCCCCAGCUUCGACGGUGAUGGUGCCGGCCGUGCAGGCUGUGACAGACGGAGGACGUUCGGAGGGUGCGGGCAGCCAGAGUCAGGAGAGCGUCUCGCCUGCAUCUACAGUGCAGGUGGCUGCGAGCCGCCCGAAGCCCUCAGUGAUGCCCUGGUCAGAAGCUCAGACCCCAACGGAAGGAGAGCACCAGGAUGCUGGGAACGUAGCAUCUGCAGCGAUGCCUUCAGCGUCUCCGCAACGCAGGGGCGGUUACGGUUUUGGCCUCGAAGCCAAGGAGCAGGGUGGAUUGUUGGUUUGCACAACAAGGCAGAGUAAAGGAUUGUGA
Molecule: messenger RNA, 3210 nt
Organism: Durusdinium trenchii
Lineage: Eukaryota; Dinophyceae; Suessiales; Symbiodiniaceae
Source: the annotation of a GenBank genome assembly